This is a messenger RNA of Echinostoma caproni, 204 nucleotides long. The record is from the annotation of a GenBank genome assembly. Lineage: Eukaryota; Metazoa; Platyhelminthes; Trematoda; Plagiorchiida; Echinostomatidae.
AUGUGGUUCGCCAAAGCCAGUGGUGGUGGUGGUAGUGUGUUGAAAGAUGGCACGCGUGUUGCUCAUAUGACAACAACUGAACUUCCAGCCCCGGUCACCAUGGCGUUCGCGUUACAGACGCCUGAAAUCCAGUUGAUGGACUCGAGGCGUUGUUGGGACGUCUGGAUUGAGAGUUGCAUUUUUGUGCUACAUGUGGGUGGGUGA